Molecule: messenger RNA, 216 nt
Organism: Tetrahymena thermophila SB210
Lineage: Eukaryota; Ciliophora; Oligohymenophorea; Hymenostomatida; Tetrahymenidae
Exons: 2
Source: RefSeq, a predicted model, not a curated record
AUGAAUGAAUUUUUUAAAAGAAAAUCGAAUAUAAAGAAAAAUGUAUUUUUAAUGACGCAGAAAAAAAAAAAUAGGAAAGCACUGACAUAAUAUAAAAUAAAAAUAUUCAUAUUUACGCCUCAUAUAGAAAUUUUUUUAAUAAAUAGUAAUUCUAAAUAUUUUUACAAAAAUGAUUAGGUUAAGAAUGAAUCGAUACAAUUCAAACAUUUUAUAUGA